GUGGGUUGAGUGAUGUCUUGUUACCAUAUCCCGAAACUUCAACGAAUGUGACAGCAGUAUUGUUAUCAAAAGGAUUUUCUGUUAUUGAUCUUAUCAGAAAGGCUGAAGAGUUUUACACAACAAUGGGAUUGGAUUCUAUGAAGCCGAAGUUUUGGAGCAAAUCAAUGUUUGUGCAACCAACCGAUGGCCGUUUCGUAGAUUGUCAUGCAGUUUCUUACGAUUUUGCCUUAGGUGAAGAUUACAGAAUGCGAGUAUGCGCGGAAGUGAAAGAACAGAGUUUUCUAGAAGCUGUUCAUGAGAUGGGACAUAUACAAUAUUUCAUGGCCUAUCACAAACUCCCAAUGAUUUACAGAAAUGGCGCCAAUUCCGCAUUCCAUGAAGCGAUCGGAGAAACUAUGGUUUACGCGGCUCAAAGUCCAAAAUGUCUACAAAAAUUAAACCUUCGAUCUGCUGAUAUGCCAAAAGAACUUUUAGAGAAUAUCCUCAUGAAGCAAGCUCUCUCUAAAUUUGUUCUGCUACCCUGGGCUUUAACAAUAGAAAUCUGGCGAUACGGACUUUUCGCUGGUGAAAUCAAGGAAGAAGAUAUGAUGAUCGCGUGGUGGGAGCUCAGAAAACAGUUUCAAGGGAUUGAACCACCUGACAUCGAGAGUGCUUCAUUAUUUGAUCCAGGGUCAAAAUACCAUGUGCUCCUCCACAUUCCAUAUAUGAGGUACUUUUUGAGUCGAUUCUUGGAGCAUCAAUUUCUAGAAGCCAUGUGCAGAUUUGCUGGGGAAGAUCUUCAUUCCUGUUGUUUUAUAACAAGCAAGGAAGGUGGAAAGAGACUGAAAUUUAUGCUUUCUCUUGGUGCAUCUGUAUCUUGGAAAGAUGCGCUUGAAGUACUGACUGGCCAAAGAAAACUGUCAACGAAGCCGCUCUUGAAUUACUAUGAGCCAUUGUACAAGUGGCUCAUUGAUUAUAAUCAUAACAACAAUAUUAGUGUAAAUUGGUAAUUGUAGAAUAAGCAACACAUAUCUCUGUGUAAAAUUUGGAUUGGUUUUCAUUAUUUUUUAAGUUUAAAUAAAU
This is a messenger RNA of Argiope bruennichi, 1062 nucleotides long. RefSeq names its product angiotensin-converting enzyme-like. Bases 123 to 989 code for a protein of 288 amino acids. Gene Ontology annotation, molecular function: metallopeptidase activity; peptidyl-dipeptidase activity. The record is from RefSeq and is a predicted model, not a curated record. Lineage: Eukaryota; Metazoa; Arthropoda; Arachnida; Araneae; Araneidae. Gene Ontology annotation, biological process: proteolysis. The transcript is spliced from 6 exons. Gene Ontology annotation, cellular component: plasma membrane.